Messenger RNA from Boleophthalmus pectinirostris (great blue-spotted mudskipper), 3022 nucleotides. It is a transcript of the gene bcl6aa, whose product is annotated as BCL6A transcription repressor a. The transcript is spliced from 7 exons. Gene Ontology annotation, molecular function: protein binding. Gene Ontology annotation, biological process: negative regulation of transcription by RNA polymerase II; regulation of cytokine production; regulation of immune system process. The record is from RefSeq and is a predicted model, not a curated record. NCBI's taxonomy places the organism in Eukaryota, Metazoa, Chordata, Actinopteri, Gobiiformes, Gobiidae. The annotation marks the transcript as partial.
GUACUGUGUGUGCACUGCAGUGGACUCUUUUACUCCAUCUUCACUGACUCACACAAGUGCAGCCUCAGCGCCAUCAGCCUGGACCCUAAGGUGGACCCUGAGGGCUUUGCCAUCCUGCUGGAGUUCAUGUACACAUCCCGCCUCAGUCUCAAGGAGAGUCUGAUCAUGGCCAUUCUGAACACUGCCGUAUAUCUGCAGAUGGACCACGUUGUAGACACCUGCCACAGAUUCAUUAAGACCAGCGACCCAGCCAAGCUGCCCAGGGACGAGUUUUUGGUGAGCCCUCUGGUGCUGCCUCAGGACGUCCAUGCGUUCCGACCUCAUGAAGUGGUGGACAGUUUGCACAGCCGCGUGGCUCCGUUCAGGGACAGUAGACCCUACAGCUCUCACAUGUUCAAUGGGGUCACAACUCCUUCUAACUAUCAUCUGUAUGGCCAGUUCCCUAUGCCUGGGUUUCCCUUCCCACUCUGUAAGCUCACUGAUGCCAAAAAUGCUUUUGCGGACCUUUCAAGGAGUGGACUGCACCACAAGCAUUGUUCUCCCCACGACAGCACUUUUCGGGCUGACUACAGCCGAGCACUGGGCUCCGGGAUAAUCCACCCCAGCACCUAUGCACCGCGAGAGGAGGAGCUACGCAAAGAUAGCCAUGACAUGAGCCAGUCCAUCGGUCAGAGCUCCAGGAAACGUGCUUUUCCACUGCUCGGCCUGGAGCACCCGAAAGAGUCGUCCAAAGAUCACGCUGCAGCAGAGGAGGAGCUGCUCCAUCAGCACUACCCAAUGGGCAUCUCCUCAGGGCGGAAGAGCCUCCUGAGUAGCCCCCAGAGCCCGCUCAAGUCAGACUGUCAGCCCAAUUCUCCCACGGAGUCCAGCAGCAGCAAAAACGCCAGUCUGUCCCAGAGUACUGCGCAGUCCCCACCAAACACACAGGACCCCAAAGCACGCAACUGGAAGAAGUACAAGUUCAUUGUGUUGAAUCAAAGUGCCAAGGAGGAGGAGGUGGGGCUUCAGGACGCAGGGUUGAGCUCACCUCAGCGCCAUGCUUUGCAGCCGUACCUUCACCAGAAUGACUCGGAGAGUUUGGAGCCUCAGAACAAGAGCAGUGAACACAGUGAAGAGCUGCCAGCUCCACAAACCAGCCGCCUCAACAACAUCAUCAGCAGUGCUCUGGAAGGGUCUCUGAGGAGCGGAGACACGCAGCACUUCCUGUCCCGCCUCAACUGUUCGUCGUGUGGUUCACAGUCGCCGCGGCACUCAGAGGUCUGCCCUAACCCUGCCGCUCGCCUCACAGAGGAGAUGGCUGAGCUGCACUCAGAGUACUCUGACUCCAGCUGUGAAAAUGGCACAUUCUUCUGUAAUGAAUGUGACUCAAAGUUUGCUGAAGAUGAGGCUCUGAAACAGCAUAUGCUGCAGGUGCACAGUGACAAACCGUACAAGUGUGACCGCUGCCAGGCCGCCUUCCGCUACAAGGGCAACCUUGCCAGUCACAAGACCGUGCACACAGGUGAGAAACCGUACAGGUGUAAUAUCUGUGGCGCUCAGUUCAACAGACCAGCCAACCUCAAGACGCACACUCGCAUCCACUCAGGGGAAAAACCCUACAAAUGCGAGACAUGUGGAGCACGCUUUGUGCAGGUGGCUCACCUUCGGGCCCAUGUCCUAAUCCAUACCGGAGAGAAACCGUACCCUUGUGAAAUCUGCGGGACUCGUUUCCGACACCUCCAGACACUCAAGAGUCACCUGCGCAUCCACACUGGAGAGAAGCCCUACCAUUGUGAGAAAUGUAACCUGCAUUUCCGCCACAAGAGUCAGCUGCGUCUGCAUCUGCGCCAGAAGCACGGAGCCAUCACCAACACAAAGAUCCAGUACAGGAUGUCCACAGACAUACCCACGGAUCUGACUAAAGCGUGUUGAGAAAUGAGAGGAAGAAAAAAAACUUUGCAACAGGCAAUCUUGACCUUGGCAUUUAAGACCCAAACUUUGUACAAUCAUCCAAAAUUGUAGUGCCACACUGUGUUUAUUAGACAAUUAAAUUGGCCAUGGUUGCCACUCUAAACGGGUUACCACUACAUGUGAACGUAGAGCCACUGAAGGCAUCUUUGUCACUUUAUUUGUUUGUAAAGAUUUAAAUAUAUAUGUAUGUAUGUUGGAGUGUUUCUAAGCUUUGAAGGUACAUAUAUAAAGCUUUAUUUUGUUGAAGGCUGGAAUGUAAAGAAGCCGUCUUUUUGAAAAUACAGUAUUUUAUAUCAGAGAACUUACUUUUCUGAGAGCAUUCAAGUGACGGGUGGUACAUAUAUUUUAAGAUAUCUGAAUUUCUGGCUGUACAGAAUUGUCUCUACUUUUUAUGUAGAUGUACAUAUUGCACCAUGUCAAGUUGCCAUUCUCAUGUGGGAGGAAAAACAAUCAAAUGAGCUCAACAUAUCAGAUGACUGCUGCUGUCUGGAUAUGCAUGAGGUACUUCUGUUGCCAGUUAAACAUGAAUUGGGCAACAGCAUAAAUAUUGUGACAUUGUGUAACUAUAUCCCGGGUUGCUCUCUGCUGGCAGAGCCAAUCUGUGACUUUGGUGUUUAACGCAUUUCAAGGUACGGCCUUGGUAAUACCAAGAAAAUAUUUUGCUUCAAAUGUAUUUGUACAGAUGUGACUUUUGUUUAAACGUUUGUUUGUUUGUUUAUCAUAAGUGGAAGUUUACAGUUUUGGUUAUUGUUCUAGCGCCUACAGUAAAGUUGUGUAAGUGUCAAGGUUUUGGUUUGUACAUACACUGUGUAUUCAAUGUGCCUUUCUCUCGUGACCGAAUUCUUCUCCAUUCAUCUGUUUAGACUCAAGGAUGCUACGUGUCCUACAUCCCUUUGUGUGUGUGUCAUUAAAUGUACAUAGAUUUUUAACGCUAGUUACCAACCUUCUAACAAGCAAAUGCAUCAUUGUAAAUGACCAGGACUUGUUUUGGAUUGGGCUUUUUUUAACCUGCAUUAAAGUAACUGUACGUUUAAUGUAUGAAUGUAAAAUAAAGUUAUUGGAUUUAUAUGUA